Auanema sp. JU1783 is the source of this 1473-nucleotide messenger RNA. NCBI's taxonomy places the organism in Eukaryota, Metazoa, Nematoda, Chromadorea, Rhabditida, Rhabditidae. The record is from the annotation of a GenBank genome assembly.
AUGAGGAUCGCUUGUAUUAUUCUUCUGGCUGUUGGAGCUUUCGCUGCCACAAUUGAAGAAGAGGAGAAUGUUAUUGUUUUAACUAAGGAUAACUUCGAUGAAGUCAUCAACGGAAAUGAGUUUGUCUUAGCCGAGUUCUACGCUCCAUGGUGCGGUCACUGCAAAGCUUUAGCCCCAGAAUAUGCCAAGGCUGCCACUCAACUCAAGGAAGAAGGAUCCGAUAUCAAGUUGGCCAAGUUGGACGCUACCAUCCACGGAGAUGUUGCCAGCAAAUUCGAGAUUCGCGGAUACCCAACCCUCAAGCUCUUCCGCAACGGAAAGGCUUCUGAAUACACCGGAGGACGUGAUGCCGCUUCUAUCAUCGGAUGGUUGAAGAAGAAGACUGGACCAGUUGCCAAGACCCUUUCUACCGAAAACAGCGUCAAGGAAUUGCAAGAGUCAGCUGAUGUCGUUAUCAUUGGUUAUUUCAAGGAUUUGGAAUCUAAGGAAGCUAAAUUGUUCCUUGAAGUUGCCGCUAGCUUCGAUGACAUUCCAUUCGGAAUCUCUUCUGAGACCGCCGUCAGAGAUGAACUCCAAAUUAAGGCCGAUGGAAUCGUUCUCUUGAAGAAGUUCGAUGAUGGACGUGCCGUUUUCGACGAGACUGUUUCCGCCGAAGCCUUGAAGACCUGGAUCCAAGCCAACCGUCUCCCACUCGUCUCCGAGUUCACCCAAGAGACCGCUUCCGUUAUCUUCGGAGGAGAAAUCAAGAACCACAACCUUCUCUUCAUCUCCAAGGAAUCUGCUGAGUUUGAGAAGCUCGACACUGAAUUCAAGAACGCCGCCAAGGAAUUCAAGGGACGUGUUCUCUUCGUCUACAUCAACACCGAUGUUGAAGACAACGCCAGAAUCAUGGAAUUCUUCGGAUUAAGAAAGGACGAUCUCCCAGCCAUCCGUUUGAUCUCACUUGAAGAGGAUAUGUCCAAGUUCAAGCCAGACUUCGCUGAAAUCACCACCGAAAACAUCGUCAAGUUCACUCAAUCAUACCUCGACGGACAACUCAAGCCACACUUGAUGUCUGAAGAUAUCCCAGAGGAUUGGGACAAGAGCCCAGUUAAGACUCUCGUCGGAAAGAACUUCGAUUCCGUAGCCAGAGAUCAAUCUAAGAAUGUCCUCGUCGAGUUCUACGCUCCAUGGUGCGGACACUGCAAGCAAUUGGUUCCAACCUGGGACAAGCUCGGAGAGAAGUACGCUGACCAUGAAAACAUUGUUAUCGCCAAGAUGGACUCCACUGCCAACGAGAUCGAAGACGUCAAGAUCCAAUCUUUCCCAACUAUCAAGUUCUUCCCAGCUGGAUCCAACAAAGUUAUCGACUACACCGGAGAUAGAACAUUAGAAGGAUUCUCCAAGUUCCUCGAGACCAACGGAAAGGACGGAGCUGGACCAUCUGAUGAUGAUAAGGCUUCAGAAGAAGGAGAGGGUCAUACUGAAUUAUAA